This is a messenger RNA of Galeopterus variegatus (Sunda flying lemur), 2017 nucleotides long. RefSeq names its product exocyst complex component 2 (gene EXOC2). Gene Ontology annotation, biological process: Golgi to plasma membrane transport; exocytosis. Gene Ontology annotation, cellular component: exocyst. The record is from RefSeq and is a predicted model, not a curated record. Lineage: Eukaryota; Metazoa; Chordata; Mammalia; Dermoptera; Cynocephalidae. Bases 36 to 2003 code for a protein of 655 amino acids. The transcript is spliced from 16 exons.
UGUAACUGGAUGACCAGUUUGCUCCACAAAGGACAAUGUCUCGAUCCCGACAACCCCCGCUUGUGACAGGCAUUUCUCCAAAUGAAGGAAUACCAUGGACAAAGGUCACAAUUAGAGGAGAAAACCUGGGGACUGGCCAUGCCGACCUCAUCGGCUUGACUAUUUGUGGACAUAAUUGCCUCCUGACAGCAGAAUGGAUGUCUGCGAGUAAAAUAGUAUGUCGAGUGGGACAAGCCAAAAAUGACAAAGGGGACAUUAUUGUCACAACCAAGUCAGGUGGCAAAGGAACUUCAACAGUCUCUUUCAAGUUACUCAAACCUGAAAAAAUAGGCAUUUUGGAUCAGUCUGCUGUUUGGGUUGAUGAAGUGAAUUAUUAUGACAUGCGUACUGACAGGAAUAAAGGAAUUCCUCCCCUUUCUCUACGUCCUGCUAAUCCUCUCGGCAUUGAGAUUGAAAAAAGUAAAUUUCCCCAGAAGGACUUAGAAAUGCUGUUCCAUGGAAUGAGUGCUGAUUUUACAAGUGAGAAUUUUUCAGCUGCCUGGUAUCUCAUAGAGAACCAUUCAACUACCAGUUUUGAGCAGCUCAAAAUGGCAGUCACCAACCUCAGGAGACAGGCUAACAAGAAAAGUGAGGGCAGCCUGGCCUGUGUGAAAGGGGGUCUCAGCACGUUCUUUGAAGCACAAGAUGCCCUCUCAGCUAUCCAUCAAAAAUUAGAAGCAUAUGAAACGGAAAAAGUAGAAGGAUCCAUGACACAGAAACUGGAGAAUGUUCUGAACAGAGCAAGCAAUACCGCAGACACGUUAUUUCAAGAAGUAUUAGGUCGAAAGGACAAGGCAGAUUCCACUAGAAAUGCACUCAAUGUGCUUCAGCGAUUUAAGUUUCUUUUCAACCUUCCUCUAAAUAUUGAAAGGAAUAUUCAGAAGGGUGAUUGUGAUGUGGUUAUUAAUGACUAUGAAAAAGCCAAGUCACUCCUUGGGAAAACGGAGGUGCAAGUGUUCAAGAAAUAUUAUGCUGAAGUAGAAACAAGAAUUGAAGCUUUAAGAGAAUUACUUUUGGAUAAAUUGCUUGAGACACCAUCGACCUUACAUGACCAAAAACGUUACAUAAGGCCUGCCCCGCCCCCGGCUUUGGCGCUGAGAUUCUUCUGUGUGGUGUGCUUGAAAGGAAUCCCAUCCUGCCUGUGUCCCGGAGGCUCCCGUCUCUGCGUGUUUGGUCAACAAGCAACAGUGGGUGGUCAGGCUGCAGUGCAGGACAAGGGCCUGCUGUGCUUGGGGAAUGUGUUCAAAGGUAACCCAGGCCUGCACAGUCCCAUGCUAGACCUUGACAAUGAUGCACGUCUCUCAGUGUUGGGCCAUCUUGGUCAGACAGCGUCACUGAAGAGGGGCAGCAGCUUUCAGUCUGGCCGAGAUGACACAUGGAGAUACAAAACUCCUCAUAGGGUGGCAUUUGUUGAAAAAUUGACCAAGCUUGUUUUAAGUCAGCUGCCUAACUUCUGGAAACUCUGGAUUUCAUAUGUUAAUGGAAGCCUUUUCAGUGAGACUGCCGAGAAGUCAGGCCAUAUUGAAAGAUCGAAGAAUGUAAGGCAAAGACACAAUGAUUUUAAGAAAAUGAUUCAGGAGGUAAUGCACUCCCUGGUGAAGCUGAUCCGCGGGGCCCUGCUCCCGCUCAGCGUCCGGGAGGGAGAGGCGAGGCAGCACGGAGGCUGGGAAGUGAAGACGGAGCUCUCGGGACACUGGCUCACUCACGUCGUCCAGACCGUGAGGCUUCCCUAUGAGUCACUGACUGCCCUUGAGAUUCCUAAUGACAUGUUACAGACCAUCCAGGAUCUCGUUUUGGAUCUCCGAGUACGUUGUGUAAUGGUCACAUUGCAACACACGGCAGAAGAAAUAAAGAGAUUAGCUGAGAAAGAAGACUGGAUUGUUGAUAACGAAGGACUGACUUCUCUAGUAAGUUUAAAUUCUUUUCAAUUAGUCAUUAGUGUAUAUUAUAUUCAAAGUAAAUAAUUUAUUGUAUUACU